Molecule: messenger RNA, 2797 nt
Organism: Sus scrofa (pig)
Lineage: Eukaryota; Metazoa; Chordata; Mammalia; Artiodactyla; Suidae
Source: RefSeq, a predicted model, not a curated record
GUGAGCAGGGCGGCUCCGGGCCCCCGAUGCCAGCCCUUUUCCUCCGACGUCGCCAGGCCCUAGGCACCGGCCUCCCAGCACCCGCCGCCCCGUUUCCGUCCGCAUCAUCAUUCUCCCCACCUGGAGGUCCAGCCCCAUAUUCCACGUCUUUGUCUGUGUAGACCCAUCUUCACCAUCCCUGUAAUUCUUCCCUACCCAGAUGUGUUCCUUUCCCGUCGUCAUCAGACCGACCGAGGCCCCCUUAUCCGUUCGCAGCAAAUCGGUUCCAUUCACCCCUGCUCUCGCCCCAAGGAGGAUUUUUCUCCUCUCCUCCCACCCCUUUUCACAUUCACCGCUACGUCUGCUUUAGGCCUAGUCCCCCCGCGAAAAAAAAAAAUUUUUUUUUCGCCUUCGUCAGGACACUUGAGCUUUAUCUGUGGCUACCUUUAUAAGAGUCCUGGCCUCCCGGGGUUUAAAAUUUCUUCUGCUUCUUCGUUUUUAUGUUAAUCCUGACUCCGAUUCCCAGUUUGUAGCGGGAGGGGGCACCUUGUACCUUUGGGAAAGGUGUUUGUUUUCUCUGGGGGGAGGGAGGGAGCAGUUUUGCAAAGCAAUUAAAGAUAAACAUCCGCUCAUAAAAGACGGCCCUAGUCUCUGUUUAUUCCCCAUUCUUUUGUGAGGAGGAAUAUGGGAAAUGUGUAUGACUCUUGCUGUUUCGCAAAGCACAUUCACCUGCAUUAGUCUCAUUUAAUCCUCACCGUGAUCCCCUGACGUCAUGUAGGCUUUAUUAUUGCCAAUCACUGCUUGGAUGGAACCGAGGCUUAAUGCGAAGAAGAUUCGCAGAGCUGUUGAGUCAUACAAUGGAGACAGGCACCCAGAUUUUUCUCUCUUUUUUUGCGCGAUGUUUUGGAACCGGAGUCACGGGGCUUGUAAUCAAUCCCCAACUUACAGAGAAUUGCUUCUAGAAUCUUCACAUUUAUACUUGGAAUUUCAGUGCUGGAAGUACUCAACCGGUCAUGAAGUACUCUUCAGAUAAUGAAGCCUCACAGAGAUGGCCUGCCUGAGGUAUACGGGCCAUAGCUUGCCUGCUGCAAGGCGAAACCCUUCCCCAGCCGAGACACACAGAGCACACCUGUCUUUAGCGACAGAUGCGAAAUGCCAGUCUAAACUGAGCUCCUUUUUCUUUUCUUUACUUCACAGCUUCUCUGAGUGUGGGGGUCAUGGGCAAUCCACUAUGGAAGGAGAGGUCAGGAUUACAGCCGAGGAGACGGGCACAAAGAGUGUUAAGUGACACCCACUCAAUCCACCUGAAGCUGUUACAAUUAAUUAACCCUCACACUGCCCGGUGAGAUAGUUUACAGGCUGGUGACCUACAUCUUUGUCUACGAGAACCCCGUCUCCCUGCUCUGCGGCGCUAUCAUCAUCUGGCGCUUUGCUGGCAAUUUUGAGAGAACCGUGGGCACGGUCCGCCACUGCUUCUUCACCGUGAUCUUCGCCCUCUGCUCUGCCAUCAUCUUCCUGUCCUUUGAAGCUGUGUCGAAGCUGUCGAAGCUGGGGGAGGUGGAGGACGCCAGAGGCUUCACCCCGGUGGCUUUUGCCAUGCUGGGCGUCAACUCCGUCCGCGCUCGGAUGAGGCGGGCCCUGGUGUUUGGCAUGGUGGUGCCCUCGAUGCUGGUGCCGUGGCUCCUGCUCUGUGCCUCCUGGCUCAUUCCCCAGACCUCUUUCCUCAGCAACGUCUGUGGACUUGGAAUUGGGCUGGCGUACGGCCUCACGUACUGCUACUCCCUUGACCUGCCGGAGCACGUGGCCCUGAAGCUCGACCAGAAGUUCCCCUUCAGCCUGAUGAGGAGGAUUUCGCUGUUCAAGUACAUCUCAGGCUCUUCGGCCGAGAGAAGGGCGGCCCACAGCCGGAGGCUGAACCCUGUGCCCGGCUCCUACCCCACACAGAGCGGCCACCCUCACCUGCCCCCGAACCACCCUGUCGCCCAGAUGCAGCAUGCCAGUGGCCAGAAACUCGCAUCCUGGCCAGCCUGCGCUCCUGGGCACAUGCCCAGCCUGCCUCCAUACCAGCCUGCCUCCGGCCUGUGCUACGUGCAAAACCAUUUUGGCACAACCCCUAACUCCUCCGGUGUCUACCCGGCUUCCGCGGGUGCCUCCCUGGGGGUGCAGCCCCCUGCCCCCCUCAACUGCCCCGGCACGGUGUAUUCCGGGGCCCUGGCCACUCCAGCGGCCGCCGGCUCCAAGGAGUGCUCUAGGGUCCUGAUCCCCUGAGACAGAGUUUCUAGGGAAGUGGUCUCCCGUCUCAGCCUUCUGAGGAAGGUCCCCUCUGAGCUCCGAUUUUCUCGACAGAAAGUUCUUUACCAAACACCUCGAUGUGCAGGCUCUGCGUUGAGUCUUUUGAUCCGUGUCCCUAUUUCAGUCUCAUUUGUCCUCAUGACAGCUCUGUGAAGUACAGCUUGUCGUCCCCAGUUCACAGAUGCAGACAGCGACGCGCCCUGUGACGACACGAGGUCGCAUGGCUCAGUGGUGGCGCUGCCCCCGCAGCUCCCGCACAGGAGGGCCUUGGCCGUGGGCGGCAGGUGCGGCCGACUGUUUCCCUCCCGUCCUUGUAAUAGUGCGCUUGGGUGUUCGUGUCCGCGUGUCCGUGUGCCCCGCGGGAGUCCCCGGGCCUGUGCCGUGUUCCUCCCCAGCAGCGACCCCCACCCCCACCCCGACCCAGACUUCUGCCCCGGGAAGUGGCGAGACGGGCCUGCGCCCAGCAGUGUGCUGGCCGGUCCACGGUGUUGAUAACCUUUGUAUAAAGACGCAGCCUCCAGCCUGC